AACACCAUGAAUUCUCGAACGCAGACUCUAGAAUGGUACGAUUACACCAUUUUUGGAAUCAUGCUUACUAUCAGUACCUCAUUUGGAAUCUAUUAUGGAUGCGUAGGGACCAAACAAAAGACUAUAAACGAAUACUUGCUAGGAAAUAAAAAGAUGAAUGCCUUACCCAUUGCACUCUCUGUAGCUGUCGGACACUUUACAGCAAUAACUCUGAUGGCGAUGCCUGCUGAUGUUUACAAAUAUGGAGCGUUUCAGUGGCUUGGUUGCAUUUCCAUGUUCUUAUUGGUCAUAUUAUCUGUUUAUAUUUACUUCCCUGUAUUUUUCAACCUUCAACUAACAAGUGCAUACGAGUACUUGGAAAGAAGAUUCGAUAAAAAGACCAAGUUGUUAGCAUCCUCUUUAUAUCUGUUAUGUGAAUUUAUUUAUCUCGCUGUGGUUGCUUAUACUCCAUCUUUGGCACUUUCAGUGUCCACUGGAAUUCACGUGCAUUUAAUAUCUUCUGCAAUAUGUGCUAUCUGUGUCUUUUACACUGCAAUCGGAGGACUAAAAACGGUAGUUUGGACGGACUUUUUUCAAUUUGGUGUAAUUAUAGUAUCACUGCUCACCGUUUCUAUUGUUGGUACUAUUUCAAGUGGAGGUUUCGUAUCAAUAUGGGAACAAGCUUUAAAAGGCGACAGACUUAAUAUAUUUGAUUUUGAUCCGAAUCCAACAAAACGAGACAGUUUUUGGACUUAUUUCUUUGGAUAUACAGCCCACUUUACUAACUACAUCAGUCUGACCCAAUCUGGAUUACAGAAAUUUUUAGCUUUACCAACGUUUCGUGAAAGUGUCUGGUCUGUGAUUUAUGUGGCUAUUUGCUUAAGCAUCGUAUCUACUUUCGUUGUCUUCAUUGGUCUCCUCAUGUAUGCAAAAUACGCAAAAUGUGAUCCUUUUAUAAGCAAGAAAAUCCAAAGGCAUGAACAGAUGGUACCUUAUUAUAUUAUGGAUGUAGCUGGACAUGUACCUGGUGUUUCGGGUUGUUUCUUAGUGGCUUUAUUUUGUGCUUCAUUGAGUACAAUAUCUUCAAGUUUAAACGCUUUAGCUAGCGUAAUCUACAAAGAUUUCUUGUAUAACUUUUUAAAUGAAAAUAUUAAAGAAAAAAGUGUGACAAAAAUUUUGAAAUUGAUUGUCGCACUUUGUGGCAUUGCGAUCAUAGGUUUGGUUUUGAUAAUGCAGCAUUUGGGAGAUAUUAUUCCGUUGGCUACUAGUAUUACAGCAAUAUCACAAGGACCAUCUAUGGGCAUGUUCACUUUAGGCGUUCUGUUUCCAAAAGCAAAUUCUGAAGGUGCGUUUUAUGGAGCUAUUGGUGGUUUCAUUUUCACAGCAAGUAUCGGCAUGCCUUUGAAAUUUUACAAUUUAGAGAAAACGUUUGCCUACCCGUCAAAACCUCUAUCAGUUGAAAAUUGCGAUGUUUCAAACCAAACUACAGAAUUUGAAUUGCAGUGGUUAAAUACUUCUUUUAAGCGGUCCAGUACUUCUAUGAACCACACUAUGCAGACAGAGAACAGGAAGCCACCCUUUAUAUUUCGCAUUUCUCAUUAUUAUCACACGUUUCUUGGUGCAAUAGUUACAGUAGCUUUGGGACUGGUAAUUAGUUACGUUUCCAGCACAGGUGAUCGUCUACCUGAUAAAAAAUUUUUGAGUCCACUUUGCCAAAAUUUUGGACCAAACAAAUCAAACCGUCUAGAAAUGCAAGGUCUUACAAACUGCAUUCCGUACAAACACUCGUAUAGUUAAGUGCUACCAUACGUUUGACAAU
Molecule: messenger RNA, 1798 nt
Organism: Zophobas morio
Lineage: Eukaryota; Metazoa; Arthropoda; Insecta; Coleoptera; Tenebrionidae
Product: sodium-coupled monocarboxylate transporter 1-like
Exons: 9
Coding region: 7-1776 (589 amino acids)
Biological process (GO): transmembrane transport; sodium ion transport
Cellular component (GO): membrane
Molecular function (GO): symporter activity
Source: RefSeq, a predicted model, not a curated record